Messenger RNA from Sporothrix schenckii 1099-18, 3417 nucleotides. RefSeq names its product flavin-binding protein monooxygenase-like protein. The transcript has 3 exons. Gene Ontology annotation, molecular function: oxidoreductase activity. Lineage: Eukaryota; Fungi; Ascomycota; Sordariomycetes; Ophiostomatales; Ophiostomataceae. The record is from RefSeq and is a predicted model, not a curated record. Bases 1 to 3417 code for a protein of 1138 amino acids.
AUGACUGAGACGCUCGACCUCGUCGUCGUCGGCGCCGGCUGGUUCGGCCUCUGUGCCGCCAAGACACAGCAUCAGCUGCACCCCGAGGCCACCCUGGCCGUGCUCGAUGCGGCGCCGACCGUGGGCGGCGUCUGGGCCGAGCACCGGCUGUACCCCGGCCUCAGGAGCAACAACAUGCUGGGCACGUACGAGUACCCGGACUUCCCCAUGGACACGGCGACGUACGGCGUGAAGCCGGGCGAGCACAUACCGGGCGCCGUCGUGCACAAGUACCUGGCCGACUACGCGGCGCACUUUGGCGUGGCGGCGCACGUCCGGACCAACACCAAGGUGGUGUCGGCGGAGAUGCGGGACGAGGCCGCGGGCGGCGGGUGGACGUUGACGUUGGAGGGCCGAGUAGACGGGAAGGCGACAACGACGACGACUACGCUGGUCGCGCGCAAGCUGAUUGUCGCGACGGGCCUGACCUCGGAGCCGUUCCUGCCACACAUUGCCGGCGAGGAAUCGUUUGGCGCGCCGCUGUUCCACAGCCGGGAUUUCCUGCAGCACGCAGACACGCUGGAUGUCGCCACAGAAGGAUCCACCGCGGAGACGGAGGCGGCGGCGACGGCGGCGGCGGCGGCGGCGGCGGCGGCGCCCAAACGGGUGGCCGUGUUCGGCGGCACCAAGUCGGCCUGGGACAUGGUCUACGCGUACGCCGCCAAGGGCAUCGAGGUCGAGUGGAUCAUCCGGUCGACGGGCCACGGCCCCAUCUGGCAGGCGCCGCCCUACGUGACGCCGCUCAAGAAGUGGCUCGAGAAGCUCGUCAUGACGCGCAUGCUGACCUGGUUCAGCCCCUGCGUCUGGGGCGACGCCGACGGCUACACGGGCGUGCGCGCCUUCUACCACGGCAGCGCCCUCGGCCGCCGCAUCACCGACGCCUUUUGGCGCAUCUUGGGCGGCGACGUCAUCGCCCUCAACAAGUACAGCGCGCACCCGGAGACGGCCAAGCUGCAGCCCUGGAGCGAGGCCAUGUUCACGGCGUCGUCCUUUUCCAUCCUCAACUACCCGACCGACUUCUUCGACCUCGUGCGCCGCGGCACCGUGCGCGUCCACAUUGCCGAGAUCGCCGCGCUGUCGCCCCACACCGUCCACCUGGCCGACGGCACGCGCCUCGCCGGCCUGUCGGCGCUGGCCUGUGCCACGGGCUGGAAGCACGUGCCGCCCAUGGCGUUUCUGCCGGCGGGCAUCGACCGCGCGCUGGGCCUGCCGCACGCGCCCGCGGCCGACAGCGGCGACGAGCCCGUGUGGACGCCGAGCGCCGUGGCGCGCGCCGACGAGGAGAUCCUGGCGCGGUUCCCGCGGCUCGCGCACCCGCCCGUGCAGAACAAGGCCCUGGCGCCCUUGCUGGCGUCCGGCGGGCUGUCGAGCGCCGACGCCGUCACGCCGUCGACGCCGCUGACGCCCUACACGCUGUACCGGUUCGUGCUGCCGCCCGCCGAGCGCUUCGUGCGCCGCCGCGACAUUGCCUUUGCCGGCGUCGUCAUGAACUUUUCCGUCGCCCUCUCGGCCCAGCUGCAGGCGCUCUGGAUCCUGGCCCUGUUCGACGGCACGCUGCCGGCCGCCGUCGUGCCCCCCGCGACCGCGCCGCCGGCCGCCUUUGCCCAGGGCCUUGACGCCCUCCAGUACGCCACCGUCGUGGCCGCGCGCUUCGGCAAGUGGCGCUACCCGGCCGGCCACGGCAGCCAGUUCCCCGACUUUGUCUUUGACGCGCUGCCCUACUUUGACCAGCUGCUCCGCGACCUCGGCCUUCCCAUCUACCGCAAGGGCGGCGGCUUUCUGGCGGAGGCCACGCACCCCUAUGGUCCUGAAGACUACAAGGACAUCGUCUCUGAGUGGCAGGCCAAGGUGAAGGAGAACGAGGCGGGCCGACCAGGACGUAGCACAAAUACCGGCCUACCGACCUCCCACACUCGUUCCCUCCGACCUGUCGCCGUGCGCCCGCGUCAUCUCCCAGCCCCGGUGGCGGUACCGCGCCGGCCAGAUGCCGCACCGCCCGGGCGCCAGAAUGCCGUUGGGGUCCAGCGCGUCCUUGAGCCGCUCGUGCAUCGCCAUCAGCGCGCCGUCGUUCCAGCGGUACGUCCCCGCCACCUGGUCCAUCAGCGCCAGGUGCGUGCGGUACUCGCCGUAGCCCAGCGCCGCCGCGUCGUCGACCAUGUCGCGCAGGCACGCCAGCGCCGCCGCCUUGCGCGCCGCCGACGUCCGGUCAAAGACGAGCUCGACAAUCAGGUGCAUCUCGCGCAGGCCGACGCAGAACGCCGGGAAGCAGUCGAUGCCGUGCUCGGCGUGCCGCGCGCGCGCCAGCGCGUAGAGCGCCGUGGCGUCGGCGCCGCGGAUGGGGCUGACGGGCGAAAAGGCAAUGUGCGCGCCGUUGGGCACCCACUGGCACCAGCGCAGCUCGUGGAGGUCGGGGGUGCCGGACGCGAUGCGGUCGCGCGACCAAAAGUACUCGUCGGCCGGCAGCGUGGCCGUGUCGAUUUGGCGGCAGCCGGGAAUGCGUCGGAAGGCGGCGUCGAUGGUCGCCAGUUUGGGCGCCCGGGCCGCGGGCGGGCCAUACGCCGUGCCGUAGUAUGCCCAGGUAUGGUCGCCGACGGGGCUCGCGGCCGCCGCCGCGUGGAUCACAUCCUGCGGGACGAGGCCGUCCACGGGAGCGUAAUAGUUGGUCCGCGGGAGGCCGCGAACGGCGACGGAUUGCGUGACGUGGCGAAGCUGCGCGACGUUUUCGAGAAUGUUGCGGAUGCGCAGCGGUCGGAUGAUGUCGAUCUGUGUCGGCUUGUGAGAAUACGAGUGGGAAUGUCAAAGGAAACGCAGACUACCGACAACCGACUCACCAACGGUGCCAGAUCCUCCUCCAACGACGUUCGCACCACGUACAAAGCUCUCGUGGCCGCCGGGAUUCGGCAUCAGCGUCAUGCCCAUCUUUGUCACAAUGCCAAAAUUCGACUGCGAAAAGAGGCCGUCCGAAUAGGGCCCAAAGCCGUACGGAAACGCCUGCCACGUGUUGUUGCCCGGCAGCGCGCCCAUCCCCGUCCGCACGACCUCGCCCGUCGGCAGCACCACUUCGAGGCCCGCGUGCAUCGCCCAGUGGUCGCCAUAAGGCGUAUAGCCGACGCCGCGGUCCACCGUGUUGCCGAUCACCGAUCCACCGCCCAGGUCCGGCACGUCCACCCACAGCAUGUCGCCCAGCCCGCGCGCCUGGAUCGCCUCGUGCAGCGCGUAAAAGGACACGCCCGGCUCCACGAGACAGGUGAAGUCGUCGGCAUUGAUGUCGAGAAUCGCCCGCAUGCGUCGUCCGAGGUCCACCACUACGGAACCACGCACCCGCGGCGCCGCGCCACCAUAUCCUACUGGGAUGCGUUAGAUGGGGGGGGGGGUUGA